GACGGGAUAGCCGCUUUCUUUCAUUGGUUCUUCUCUUCGUAGAAAGCUCCAAAACUGUGAAUAAAAUAUAUAGACUUUCAAACCUUUACUAACAAACCAAUUCUCUAGAAUUCUGAAGUCUAAACACCAAUGGAAGAAAGAGAAGCAAAGAAGGAGAAAAUGGAAGGCAACAAAACCAGCCAUCCUCUACUUAGAGGGGGUAGGAUUCUGUAUAGCUCUAGUCAUGGCUUCUCCCCAGCUCAAAUCCAAACUCUGGCUUCCAUCUGUGAAGUUCUCAUCCCUCCCCUGCCACUGCCUGAGGGGAAGAAACCCAUGGACCAUCCCCUUCAAUACUUCUACAAAGCUUCUGGGUCUCACCCUCCCAUCCCUGAUGAGACAGCAGAGAUGUUGGUGAAGAGGAGUCUACCCCCAGCUGUAUCACUGGUCAGCUUAGUUCUAAAAAUUCUUUCCUUCAGAUUGGGAACCCUGUUGCUCUGUGGCAGGCUUUGUCUUUCAAGGGAAUGGCCACUUAUCCACAAGUUUUCAGAGCUUUCUGUGGAGAGGAGAGAAGAAAUCCUCAUGCAAUGGUCAAGGGGGAGGUUUCUGAUACUUCUAAGGGUAGUCUUUGUGCUAAUCAAAACCUUCUGCCUGUUCACAUUCUUCUCCCGGACUGAUGAAAACUCAGAAAAUCCAACGUGGAAAGCUAUAGGGUACCAUGUAGACAACAGGGAGAAGAAGACAUAUCCCCAAGGCAGACCGCUUGAGAAGGGUAUCAUAGAAGCAAUACAUGAAAAUGACUCAUCUUUUGUCCAAUCACUUACUCAAAAAGGCCUUCAAGUCAUUGAUGAUCCAGAACACAACAUCUACAAGAUCAGGUGUGAUGUAGUGGUGAUUGGUUCUGGUUGUGGAGGAGGGGUGGCUGCCGGAAUUCUUGCAAGCUCCGGCCAGAAAGUUGUUGUUCUUGAGAAAGGGAACUAUUUUGUUCCAGAAGACUAUUCUUCCCUAGAAGGGCCUUCUAUGUUUGAGCUAUAUGAGGGUGGUGGAUUUUUGUCCACUGUGGACGGGAGAGUUUCACUUUGGGCGGGGUCUACAGUGGGCGGAGGCUCUGCUGUUAACUGGUCUGCAUCCAUCAGAACACCGGAGGAUGUUCUGAGAGAGUGGUCUGUGGAUCAUAGGAUCCCAUUUUUUGGCAACCAUGAGUAUCAUUCUGCCAUGGAUGCUGUAUGUAAGAGGCUUGGUGUCACGGAUAAGUGUUCAGAGGAAGGAUUUCAAAACCAAAUCUUGAGAAUAGGGUGUGAGAAUCUUGGCCUGAAAGUCGAGCAAGCGCCGAGGAAUUCAUCGGAGAAUCAUUUCUGCGGUUCUUGCAAUUUCGGAUGCAGAACAGGAGACAAGAAGGGAACUGAUUCUACCUGGUUGGUCGAUGCUGUGGCCCGUGGUGCCGUGAUCCUAACGGGAACUAAAGCUGAGAGGUUCAUAUUGGUAGAUAAUGACAAUGGAAGGAGAAAGAAGAAAUGUUUGGGAGUGAUAGCAACAGCAUUGAACAAGAAUCUGACGAAGAAGCUGCAGAUUGAGGCUAAGGUUACAGUUUCAGCUUGUGGAUCUCUAUUGACACCACCUUUAAUGAUCUCAAGCGGAUUGCAGAAUCCAAACAUCGGCCGGAAUCUCCAUCACCAACCGUUUCUUCUAGCUUGGGGAUACUUUCCAGAAGAUGCAUCGGGAAUCAAAGGCAAAAUCUUCGAGGGAGGAAUUAUCACUUCACUUUACAAGGUUGUUUCAGGAGAUUCCAAAAUGGUUGCGCUUAUAGAGGCUGCUGCGCUUGGACCAGCCACUUAUGCAGCACUAUCUCCUUGGAUUUCAGGAGCUGACCUGAAGGAAAGGAUGUUGAAGCUUCCCAGAACCGCUCACCUUUUUGUAUUGGUGAAAGACCAGGGUACGGGGGAAGUGAUGGAAGAGGGAAAGAUCAAGUAUCGAUUGAGUGAGAUCGACGAAGAAAAUCUGAGAACCGGGUUGAGGCAGACAUUGAGAAUUCUAAUUGCAGCUGGAGCAGAAGAAGUGGGAACCUAUAGAAGUGACGGUCAAAGAAUCAAAUGCAGAGGACUUACCAAGGAAAGCUUGGAGGAGUUCCUGGAUGAUGUAUCCUCUACAGGAGGGAUGCAGUCCAAGAAUGAGACCUGGAAUGUAUGUUACGCGGGACAUCAUUUGGGAAGCUGUAGAAUGGGAGCUACAGAGGAGGAAGGAGCGGUUGAUGAGAACGGUGAGAGUUGGGAAGCAGAAGGCCUGUUCGUAAGUGAUGGAAGUGUGCUGCCCACUGCAAUUGGAGUGAAUCCCAUGAUCACCAUUCAGUCCACCUCCUAUUGCAUUUCCAGUAGGAUUGCCAAGAAAUUUAAAAGGGAAACUGCGCCGUAAGUAAAGUACCAACUAGUUGAACAACUGUUUUGUGUUGUAAAUAAAAAAAACAGAAUAAAGCCAAGUCACUAAAUUCCAUGGGUAUUUUCAGUUGCAAGAUUCAACAGAUCUGUUGAUUCAUGAAUACUGUAAAAAGGUAAUGAAGACCAAAAACAGGUCCACGUACGAAUUUUCUUAACUGGAUGCAGCUUUAACUGCUUUUUCUGCAGCAUCAUCCAGAUCCUCGGCUGUUAUUAGCGA
Rubroshorea leprosula is the source of this 2625-nucleotide messenger RNA. Lineage: Eukaryota; Viridiplantae; Streptophyta; Magnoliopsida; Malvales; Dipterocarpaceae. The record is from the annotation of a GenBank genome assembly.